AUGGGCGGCAUAGGAAUUUGGUGUAUGCACUUCAUCGGCAACCGCGCCAUCGUCCUGGGCGAAGGCGAGCCCCACGUGCAAGCCAUGUAUAAUGUCGCCUUCACGGGUACCUCCUUCGUGCUCCCCGUGGUAGUACUGCUCUUUGCCUUCUACGCCGUGGGUGUCGAGGAGAAGGCAGGCUAUAUCCGCAUCCUCAUCGGAGGCUUGCUCACUGGUAGCGCUGUCUGCGGUAUGCACUACAUCGGUCAACUCGGGAUCUCGAACUAUAGGUGCUCGUACCACGUCGCCAAUGUCGUGGGCUCAGCAAUAAUUGCCAUUGUCUCCAGUACUGCUGCCCUGGGCAUCUUCUUCCGCUGGAGAGCUACCUGGACUGAUAGCUGGUGGAGACGAGGGAUCUGUGCUUGUUUAUUGGCGGGUGCGGUCUCAGGCAUGCAUUGGACUGCGGCUGCUGGGACUAUCUAUCGGGAUCACAACCGCAUAAACAUGCAUGGGACUCAGUUGUCGAGGAGUCAGGUUGUCAUUAUCUGCACAGUUCUGGCCUGUGUUGCAUGUCUCAUUUUGUCGAUGUGCGCUAUUCUCGCUGGGCGAAAUCGCAGAAGGUCGACGACUCGUGCUCAUCAGCUUGUUCUCGCUUGUGCUUACUUUGAUCCCACUGGACGAAUCAUGGUUACGCCGCAGGCUUUGCUUCCUACGAGGAAGAUUGUCGAUCAUUAUAUCGGACGGACGUUCAAAGAUGACGAUCUCACCCGCACCCACCCUACGUUCCUGUGGGCCUUUAGGGCAACUCGGAACUGGCCUGUCGUGAAAGACCUGGUUCCCUUUAUGCGAAACCGCCUUGAUUCCGAAGAAAGCGCCAUUGAGAAACACAUGCUAUCCCGUGGAGUAAUUAUGGACAAGGAUACGGAGUUGCAAACUGACUUUGAUACCUUGUUCAAGCAACUCUUCUGUGUCACAGCCCAAGAGCUCUCAGAUCAACUUUCUCUGCCUCUCCACGAUCUAGGUACACUCUACGACGAUGUUCUCUCCACUGCUAUCCCCAUCUCCCGACUUUCUCGGGCUAUGGGCCGUUCGUCCCUCCGCACUGGCAAGGGCCAAAUGAUGUUCACCGUCCGCCAGCUACAAAAGCAUGAGGCAGCGCGCCUGGGAUCACAGGGAUUUCGGUUCGCAACCAUUGAGCAUGUCACAGGAAUGCUUUCCCGUCGCAUCCACGUUCCCGAAGCAAACCUAGUCACCUCCCUCCGCGACAUGCGGGACUACGCAAGCUCAAAUCGCGGCUUCGAUGAGGGAGUACACCUCGUCUCAUUUAUGAUGCGCCCAACAGUACACGAUCACUUCGAGAUCCUCACCGCAAAGGGCGUCGGCAACCCCCCUCCCAUCCACAACCCUCCCAAUGAGACAACUCCAUCACAAGCCUUCCCCAACCUAGUCGACUUCCGCACCAACCUCACCAAAUCCAUCAUAUCCCUCUCGAAAACCAUUCCCGAAGACAUGCGUGCAGCAGCAAAACUCUCCUCCCGCCCAUUAACAGCCCCCUGCCGCAGCAGCUCCUCCAACCCCGAAACAGCCAUGCAAAACAACUGCACCCUCCUAAGCUUCUGCGUCGUCGGCACACUUGACACCCAAGUCUCCAACCCAGACUACACCUUCACCCCCUUCCGCCUCUUCCGCGUCCAGCAACAAGUAAACGAAGCCCUCACAGACCGCGACGACUUUGCACGCGAACUGGGCCAAGAACUCUUCUGCACAGACGUGCGCUCAGGCUCGACCGCCAGCGAGAGCGACCUCACCUCCACGGCUAAAAUGGCCAUCUUGCGUCUGUGGCCGUCGCGCAAGAGCGCGCCGACUUCGAACUCGGGCUUCGCCUCGCCCUACUCCCAGGAGUCGUUUGUGGAUCAUACUGCGACUGCGUUGCGGGAUAUCACUGUCCGAAAGGAGGUGCGUGUUGAUUACACACAUCUUCAUGAGAAGUCGAGUCAGAAUAAUCUUGGUAACCGGGACACGAGGGCGGUUGUUGCUGGUGGUGAUAGUACGCCUGCGACUUAUGUCGAUGAGUUGUAUAGUCUUUGCUAUGCGCCGGGUAUUCGAUUGAGGCCUGAUGCGUCAUUGCAGAAUAUCUCGCGUGGAUCAACUGUAUGCUGA
Messenger RNA from Penicillium mononematosum, 2139 nucleotides. RefSeq lists its product as uncharacterized. The transcript has 4 exons. The coding region runs from base 1 to 2139 and encodes 712 amino acids. NCBI's taxonomy places the organism in Eukaryota, Fungi, Ascomycota, Eurotiomycetes, Eurotiales, Aspergillaceae. The record is from RefSeq and is a predicted model, not a curated record.